Molecule: messenger RNA, 618 nt
Organism: Camponotus floridanus (Florida carpenter ant)
Lineage: Eukaryota; Metazoa; Arthropoda; Insecta; Hymenoptera; Formicidae
Product: nuclear pore complex protein Nup205-like
Exons: 3
Coding region: 19-555 (178 amino acids)
Source: RefSeq, a predicted model, not a curated record
GUUACAGUGACAGAAAGUAUGUUUGAACAUCUGGUUUCUGUAACAAAUUUACUACAUACCGAGCUACCACAUAUCGACUCUUUAAUUAAAAAAUCACAAAUAGUAACUGACAUGAGUACAGCAGAAUUAAAAAAGAUUAUGUCUGAAAAUGAGAUGGAACUCGAUAUAGGAAAACAACUCAACGGAAUAUUGGUCGAACAACGAUUGAAUCGUUGGGUAAGAGAUAAGCGACAAAGUAUAAAAUAUUGCUCUCUUAUAAUAGAACAUGCUUUAUACAUUCUCUGGAGUCAUUCUUUGGACUUUUAUACUAUGCAAGUGAUAUCACGACAUACUCAAAGAAUACACGUGUCUUCAAGUAGCAUCGAUGAGAAUAUGAUAGAAUGGAAAGUCUCGACUGAAACAUUAAUGAAACUGAAGCAAGGACUUGUUUCUAUAUUUAUAGAUGCUUUUGUUACACAGUUAUUGGAUAUGACACACAGUGAAUAUGCAACAUUGGAUCACAGUUUUAUCGAAGUUCUUAUAAGACGAAUUUAUAAAGAUUACUACAAUUUAUAAUCAUAAAAUAAAGAGCUAAGAUGUGCGUUUACAUUCAUAGUUCCAAUUUUGUAAAUAAUUUCC